Astyanax mexicanus (Mexican tetra) is the source of this 786-nucleotide messenger RNA. It is a transcript of the gene thoc7, whose product is annotated as THO complex 7. Bases 51 to 662 code for a protein of 203 amino acids. The record is from RefSeq and is a predicted model, not a curated record. Gene Ontology annotation, biological process: mRNA export from nucleus; mRNA processing. Gene Ontology annotation, cellular component: THO complex part of transcription export complex. Lineage: Eukaryota; Metazoa; Chordata; Actinopteri; Characiformes; Acestrorhamphidae. The transcript has 8 exons.
GGUCUGUGGUGAACGUCAGUCUCUAAGCUACAGUACAGGAGGUUGGACAAAUGGGGAGCAUAACUGACGAUGAGGUCAUCCGGAAGCGCCUCCUCAUUGAUGGAGAUGGUGCUGGAGAUGACCGGCGUAUAAAUGUGCUGCUGAAGAGCUUCAUCAAAUGGUGUCACUCAAAUGUGACGCCAGAAGAAGGGUUUACACAGUAUCAGAGGAUGCUGGGAACCUUGACGCAGUGCGAGUUCUCCAUGGGAAAGACGCUGCUGGUGUACGAUAUGAACCUGAGAGAAAUGGAGAACUAUGAAAAGAUUUACUCUGACAUUGGGCAGAGCAUAUCAUCAGCACAUGAGAAGAUAGCAGAGUGCAAGAAAGAAAUCCAGAGGGCUAAGAGGAUACGAAAGAACCGUCAAGAAUAUGAUGCACUGGCAAAAGUAAUCCAGCAACAUCCAGACAGACAUGAAACGAUGAAGCAGCUUGCCGCUCUGGACAAAGAGCUUCAGCAGCUUUCACAAAUUAAAGAGAAUGUGGAGGACAAGUUGGAGCUUCGUAAGAAGCAGUUUCAUGUGCUGCUUAGUACCAUCCAGGAGCUUCAGCAAACACUUGAGAAUGAUGAAAAAAUGGAAAGUGAUGAAGCGAGCCAAGAAAGCCCAGCAGAAAAUGGAGACUAGUUUUUCACUGUACAUUUUUUUUUUCUUUUAAUGUAAUUUUUCAUGAUUUCAUGAACCAACAAUGCAAUGCAUUUUGUUUUUAUAACAGCUGAGUACCUGUUGGAAUAAAGGUGAUGUUUUAAUA